AUGACUACCGAUCCAGCACCUGCGCCUUCCAUUGAUCGAUCUGUGACCCUCCGUUGUGUUGGAGAUUGGGGACAAGCCAACUUCCACCGCAUCUUGUCAUGGUUAACCCAGGAGUUCUGCGACCGCGCGGGCGCUAGAAGUCGAACCGCCAUCUGGUCCCUUCGUGAUGGUGGGCUUGAUUCCGUACUUCAGGUCCACGAUGGUGAAGCAGACAUUGGGAUUGCUACGCCAGCCACUCUUCUUCAGGCCAGCGUUACAGGAGAUGAGAUCUUUGAAAGGCAUGGCCCACUGUCGGAUAUUCGAGCUUUGGCUGUCCUUCCUCAACGAGACCGUAUGAUGUUCGCUAUCAAUUCGGAAUUCGGAGUGUCAUCCUUUGCCGAAAUCCGGGAGAAUAAACUCCCUCUACAUAUCGCAGUCUCCAAAAAUGAUGGCACCAAUUUCAUUGGCUAUGUCUCAGCACAAGUUUUGGAAGCUCAUGGACUCGAUGAGAGAACCGUCUGUUCGUGGGGUGGCUCUUGGGUCAAGGCCUGUCGCCCUGAGCAAGUUAUCGAUUUGAUAAAGACUGGCAAGGCCAAUGCGGUUAUACAGGAGGCUAUUAUGACUCCUUGGUGGAGAGACCUGGUGGAGAGUUACACGGUAACUCCCGUAAAUCUCGAAAACGCUGCCCUAGAGAAACUCUCGACCCGCAUCGGCUUCCAGAAAGCUGUUGUGACUGCCAACUUCUGGAGCACUGUCAAGCAUGAUGUUCAAUGUGUGGACUUUUCCGACUUCGUUGUUGUGGUGCGCACAGAUAUGCCCGACGACGUUGCCCAUCUUCUCACAUGGUGCCUUGUUGAGACUAGACAAGUCCUUGAAGCGCAGUUCCACCACAUCCCACCGGAGCGCAGUCCUGUUUCGUACCCCUUGGAUCCUAUCAAGAUGGCCCAACAGAAGGAGAAGAAGUUGUUACUGUAUCACCGAAUCCUACCUUCCUUCCUUGCAAAUCAAGAUGGCAUCUUUCAACAAGGUAGCGCCUUUGCACAUACUGCAUUAAUCGUACACGAGCCCCUACAAGAGAUGGGCAUUGACGUAAUGGAAUGGCCAGCGGGACCGCCUGAUCACAAUCCUAUUGACAACCUAUGGACGCUUCUAAAGGAUAAGAUCUACAAGCUACAUCCAGAGCUUAAACACAUGCCAAACAAUGAUACAACACACGCGCUUUUAAUCGACGCAGCACAGGAAGCUUGGGAUGCCUUGGACCUAGAAAUAAUGGUCCGUCUAUCUGAGACUAUGCCGCAUCGUGUGAAGGCAAUUAUUUGA
Molecule: messenger RNA, 1299 nt
Organism: Penicillium riverlandense
Lineage: Eukaryota; Fungi; Ascomycota; Eurotiomycetes; Eurotiales; Aspergillaceae
Exons: 2
Coding region: 1-1299 (432 amino acids)
Molecular function (GO): nucleic acid binding
Source: RefSeq, a predicted model, not a curated record